This is a messenger RNA of Nannizzia gypsea CBS 118893, 1311 nucleotides long. RefSeq lists its product as hypothetical. Lineage: Eukaryota; Fungi; Ascomycota; Eurotiomycetes; Onygenales; Arthrodermataceae. The record is from RefSeq and is a predicted model, not a curated record. Gene Ontology annotation, cellular component: multivesicular body. Gene Ontology annotation, biological process: late endosome to vacuole transport via multivesicular body sorting pathway. The coding region runs from base 1 to 1311 and encodes 436 amino acids. The transcript is spliced from 4 exons.
AUGUCGACAAAUAUCCCGGCUGGUCUAAAGGCAGCUGACAUUAGCCGCUUUGUGACACGAGCAGCGCAGCUUGAGAAAGCAAAGCCAACUAUUUCAUAUUGGUGUAACUUCUGGGCUGUGACUCAGAUUUUAGACAAAAAGCUCCAUAACUCGGAUGAAGAAUGCCUGAAAUACACCACUGAGCUCAUGGAUAAGCUUGAGAAGUUCAAACAAGAACAUUCUGAGGAUGAUACGAUAACCGAUGACGCUGCUGGCCAGGCAUAUGUAGAGCAAUUCGCUCUAGAGACAUUCCAAAGGGCAGAAAAUGCAGUUCGGGCAAAUAAAGCAUCUAUGCAAACUGCUGAUACCUUCCAAGCAGCCGCCACCUUCUUGGACCUGGGCCAAGCCUGGGGUCAGCCUGACGCGGAGACAGCUUCGAAAGUUAAAUAUGCCAAAUACCAUGCGGUCCGAAUUAUAAAGGCUAUAAAAGCUGGAGAAGAUCCAAACUCCUCCAAUCCUAAACACGCGGAAGCGUCACAGGAACCCUUAAGCCCGGCCGAAGGAACGGAUAUUGCAGGUGACACACAAGCACUUUCAGAAGCUCCUAGAAAAGGGCGACAAGCUUCUGUCGAAGAUGUUCCAGAUGACUUCGACAAGAUUCAAAGUAAAUUGGCCGCGCAAUCGUCAUUGAAUGAAUCUCUUCAUCCUUCGCGUUCAUCAUCUGCUGCGCCUCUGCCACAGCCUACGGGUGGCCUUAAUAUCCCAAGUGUACCCACAAGUACGCCUGGCAGCGGAAUGCCCAGCCCUCCAAUUAGUAUACCCCCAGGAAUGGUAGAUUUUGAUGACAGUUUACGACAAAGGCCCUCACAGCUCUCUAGAGCUACUGUUCCCGACCUGCCAGCAGCACCCUCUGAUUUCCCAUCACCUGCAUCAAGCAAUGCCGAUUUACCCUCUCAACUCGGGCCAAGAUUCGACUCUUCUUCGCUUAAUGUUUUCCAGUCGUUCCCUCCACCUGCCCCGGAACCUGAAUUCCCUCCCACAGAGUCUCAUGCUCUUGGCCCUCCCCCGCGUACUUCGCCUGGAAUGGGGGUUGACAGGACGUCCCAUCCACAACCCCCAAUGGUGGCACCAAUAACCCAAAUCCCUAGAGACACGCUACCUGUAUCCUCAUCAACAGCUAGAGCUGGCAACUCUGCCCAAACUGUUGACGAAGAAGCAAUUUCAAAUGCUCAAAAGCAUGCACGUUGGGCAGUGUCUGCGCUCAAUUUUGAUGACGUCAAUACUGCGAUUAAGGAGCUGCAAAACGCUCUAAAUUUCUUGAGAUACCGUUGA